Messenger RNA from Diplodia corticola, 315 nucleotides. RefSeq lists its product as uncharacterized. The record is from RefSeq and is a predicted model, not a curated record. The coding region runs from base 1 to 315 and encodes 104 amino acids. NCBI's taxonomy places the organism in Eukaryota, Fungi, Ascomycota, Dothideomycetes, Botryosphaeriales, Botryosphaeriaceae. The transcript has 2 exons.
AUGGCCACCGCAACCACGUUUUUCUCCGUCUUUGCCGGCAUUCUCGCCGCCCUAACCGUCUACGUCUACCUGUUCGGUAUCCCGCCAGCGCUCAAGCGCCAGCUCGAGGAGAAGGCCCUGAGCACCAUGGGCGAGAACAAGGCGUCGUACCUCGUCAAGGACCAAAUCAACAAGGUGCCCGCGUCCGACCAGAAAGAAUUCAAGGACGUCAAGAACGGCCUCGCAAACCUUGCAGGCGGCACCGUCAACAACCCUCUGGGCAAGUUCGCCGGCGACACCGCGGAUGACGCAACCCGUCCUUUUACGGGUCGCUGA